CUUCACUCUGUUAGCAUUAGCAUCUCGCUAUUUCACAAGGAUUGUAUUGCUUUAGGGAACUGUAAACGACAGGCAGACGCAAAUACCAAACGCAUAUUGGUACAAUUUGUACCGAAGAUACAAUUUUGUUUUACAGCUGUGGUUUCGUUAAUCUUUAACGGUUGGCGUAGAUGUAGCUAACAUAGCUAAUGCUAACCAGCUAGCAGCCAUUCGACCUAACGUUAGGUUAAGAGACUUGUAGCUACGGUAGCUAAUGCUAACCAGCUAGCAGCUAUUCUACCUACGGUUAAGUUACUUGUAGCUAAUGCUAACCGACUAGCUGCUAUCUUGUCAAGAGCAGAGUUGCACCACGAGGGUAAAAAUAAGUUUAUUUACCCGUUUCUUCUUUAAUAAUGGUACCAAGACCAAUAGUAUAUCACAUACAAUAUAAACAUUGUCUUAGUUGAAUUCAUAUCAGUACAAACAGCAGAAUGGGGCCUUGUUUUGGUGUUAAAACACAGCAGCUGAUCAGCAGAGUCUUCAGCAAUCCAGGGCGAUGGCGUGCAGCUCAGUCCAGACUCUUGUGCAGUUCUACUUCAGGUGAUGAGAAGCCCCGCCCCUCCAUGCUGCGACACCUGACCUCCAGAAUAAAAGCCACGGGUCCGAUCACGGUGGCGGAGUACAUGAGAGAGGCGCUCACCAACCCGGUGACGGGUUACUAUGUGAGGAACGACAUGCUGGGGCCCGACGGAGAUUUCAUCACGUCGCCAGAAAUCAGCCAGAUCUUUGGAGAGCUGCUCGGCGUGUGGAUCGUCAGCGAGUGGAUCGGAGCCGGUCGACCCGAGCGGCUCCAGCUGGUCGAGCUCGGACCCGGAAAAGGGUCGCUGGCGAGCGACGUCCUCAGAGUGUUCAGUCAGUUGCAGUCAGUGGUGGGCGGAGCCUCUCUGUCUCUCCACCUGGUCGAAGUGAGUCCGGUGCUGAGUCGUCUGCAGGCCCAAAAACUGACCGGCAGCCACAGCCGGGAGGCGGACGCUGAGGACAAGCCGGUGUACCGCCGCGGGGAAACCGCUGCCGGGCUGCCGGUGUCCUGGUACCGCCGCUUGGAGGACGUCCCCACAGGAUUCAGCAUCUUUCUCGCUCACGAGUUCUUUGACGCUCUGCCGAUCCACAAAUUCCAGAGGACGCAGAGAGGAUGGAGGGAGGUGAUGGUGGACAUCGACCCGGAGAAGACGGAGCAGCUGCGGUUCGUCGUGGCUCCGUCACCGACUCUGGCCUCGUCCACGCUCGUACAGGCGGAUGAAAGGCGGGCUCACGUGGAGGUGUGUGCGGAGGGCGGCGUGCUGGUGCAGCAGCUGGCCUGGCGCAUCGAAGCUGACGGCGGCGCAGCGCUGAUCGCCGACUACGGCCACGACGGAACCAAGACGGACACCUUCAGGGGUUUCAAAGGCCACCGGCUCCACGACGUCCUGUCCUGCCCCGGAUCGGCCGACCUCACCGCCGACGUGGAUUUCAGCUUCCUGCGGCGGGUGGCGGGAGAGGGCGUGGCCUGUCUGGGCCCCGUCACGCAGAGGACCUUCCUGAAGAACAUGGGCAUCGACUCCCGAAUGCAGGUUCUCCUGAGGAGCUGCAGCGACGCGUCCACCAGGCAGCAGCUCAUCGACAGCUACGACUUGCUGACCAACGCCGCUAAGAUGGGCGAGCGCUUCCUCUUCUUCUGCCUGCUGCACCGCGGCCGGCUGGCCCACCCGCCCCGACCCGACGGGCCCAAGCUGGAGAUCAGGAAGAAGAGGCCGGCGCCGCCGCCUGUGGCCGGAUUCACGGAGCUCAGCUUCUCCUGAAUGAGGUCAAGCUGGUGGGACAGAAAGGACAGAAACUAGAGCUUAUUAUUGUUUAUUGUCCAACUGGUGAUACAAAAACAGCUUUUCUUUGGUCUUUACCAUGUUGACAAUAAGCAUGCUAGCAUGCUAAGCUUAGCGAGGGACAAUGCUACAUCAGAACCACCAAAAGAAUACCUGAAUUGUUCGUUUCUGCAUCGCCGAACUACCUGCUGCACCGAGAGAGACCUGUGACUGAAGGUCAGAGGUCAACCUGCGCUGCCUUGACCCACGUAUUGAAGCAGUUCGCCGAGUUUCUCCUCCGGUGGAAAACGGUUCGGUUCCGUUUGUGUGAGAGACGGUUCCGGAUCAGUUAAAAAAUGAUCGUUUUAAACAUCAUUUUCUGCUUUUUUUGCCUCAAACCAGACCGGUCAUACAUUUGUGGAGUUUAUCAUUAAACCAUAGUUUUGAAUAUUACUUAAUUCUGGAUUAGAACCAUUGGAGAAAGAUUU
Gasterosteus aculeatus aculeatus (three-spined stickleback) is the source of this 2305-nucleotide messenger RNA. RefSeq names its product NADH:ubiquinone oxidoreductase complex assembly factor 7 (gene ndufaf7). Gene Ontology annotation, cellular component: mitochondrion. Gene Ontology annotation, molecular function: protein-arginine omega-N symmetric methyltransferase activity. NCBI's taxonomy places the organism in Eukaryota, Metazoa, Chordata, Actinopteri, Perciformes, Gasterosteidae. Gene Ontology annotation, biological process: mitochondrial respiratory chain complex I assembly. The record is from RefSeq and is a predicted model, not a curated record.